Molecule: messenger RNA, 8718 nt
Organism: Sapajus apella (tufted capuchin)
Lineage: Eukaryota; Metazoa; Chordata; Mammalia; Primates; Cebidae
Gene: DISP1
Product: dispatched RND transporter family member 1
Exons: 8
Coding region: 1019-5590 (1523 amino acids)
Cellular component (GO): membrane
Source: RefSeq, a predicted model, not a curated record
GAAACUAUUCUCUUCAUAUUUAAUCAGUAAAUCUACUAAAAGAAUUGGAUACAUGUUUUCAUUACCAAAGUCAUGAAGAGUUAGAUUUCAUGGUUAGAAUUCACAAUAAAUUAUCAUGGUUUCAGUAAAUUAUCACUUUUUGCUAAGGGAUGUCAUUUGUAAAAUUAAAACAUUUGUUUGCAGGUAUUUAAAAGCCUUUUAUGUUGUGGUUGUGGGUUUUAAAUGCUGACAUCAUGAGGGUCAUACAUUUAUAAAAAGUAGUGUCAAAUUUAUUUAACUGCUGCUUUUGUUUAAGAAAAUUGAAGAAAAACACUUACAACUGCUCUAACAUUUUAAAAGAAAAUUCUGGCUCUUUUUAAAACCAUAAACUUUCUGUCUUAAAAGUAGGAUCUCGAGCCAUUUUGUGAAAGAACACAAGAAUCCCUGGAACUUGGAAAUAAACGCAGAUUGGUGUUUAUUUGUGUUAUUUUAAAUAUAGUAGCACUGUGUGUUAGAAAACUGAAUCUGUAACACCUAAGUCAGGCUAAGCAAGCAAAUAAUAUCAACUAACAUGGCUUUAAUCUACUAAGUAACUUAAAAUCCAAAAGAUCAAAGGACAUUAUAACUAAAAACAGUCCUUCACGCAAUUUCCCUGUGGAAGCAGGAAAAGGCUAGAAAUUACAUGUCACCUUCAUAUCCUGGCUUGCUGACCUUGUGCUCAGAUCAAGCCCCUCUGUAUGCCAGCUGUUACCAUUAUUAAGACCUUGCCCCAAGGGGUUAAGUAGGAGAAAAACUCUCCUGUCCUAUUGGAGAGCAAACACUGAAAGUUUCAGCCCCUAACAUGCCUAAUUCAAAGCAAUGUGCAUGUGCUUGUCAUUCAGUCUGUCCUGCCCCUCUGUGGAGCUGCUCCUGCCAACUCAUUGCUUUCUGCUGUGCUGUGUUCCUGCAGUCAGUUACCGCUGUUGCUACUGCAAUCAUUUGCACCAAACUGAGCCAGAGAAGUUCCCUCUUUUAACAUAAAGGGUCAAGAAAUUGGAGCAUGGCUAUGAGCAAUGGAAACAAUGAUUUUGUGGUUCUGAGUAAUAGCAGCAUCACAGCCGGUGCUGCUGACCCAAAUCGCCUCAGUCCCUGUGAUGGAGAUCGUGCAGCCCAGCAGUUCACACCCAAAGAAGCAACAAGAACAAAAGUGAGUCCAAAUGGAUGCCUGCAACUUAACGGCACAGUUAAAUCGUCCUUACUGCCUUUAGACAACCAAAGAAUGCCUCAGAUGUUAUCCCAAUGCUGUCAUCCUUGUCCCUACCAUCACCCUUUGACUAGCCAUAGCAGUCACCAAGAGUGCCAUCCCGAGGCUGGCCCUGCAGCACCCUCUGCUUUGGCCUCGUGUUGCAUGCAGCCACACUCCGAGUAUUCCGCAUCUCUUUGUCCACAUCAUUCACCUGUGUAUCAGACUACGUGCUGUCUUCAGCCCUCUCCAUCCUUCUGCCUGCAUCAUCCGUGGCCUGACCAUUUUCAGCAUCAGCCUGUGCAACAGCACAUAGCCAACAUAAGACCAUCCAGACCUUUCAAGUUACCAAAAAGUUACGCAGCCCUGAUAGCCGACUGGCCGGUGGGGGUCCUGGGCAUGUGCACGAUGUUUAUCGUGGUCUGUGCCUUGGUUGGAAUAUUAGUCCCAGAGCUUCCUGACUUCUCUGAUCCAUUGCUGGGUUUUGAACCAAGAGGAACAGCAAUAGGCCAGAGAUUGGUCACAUGGAAUAAUAUGGUGAAUAAUACAGGAUACAAAGCAACAUUAGCAAAUUAUCCCUUUAAAUAUGCCGAUGAACAAGCCAAAAGCCAUCGGGAUGAUAGAUGGUCAGAUGAUCAUUAUGAAAGAGAGAAAAGAGAAGUUGACUGGAACUUCCACAAAGACAGCUUUUUCUGCGACGUUCCAAGUGACCGAUAUUCCAGAGUGGUAUUUACUUCAUCUGGAGGGGAGACAUUAUGGAAUUUACCUGCAAUUAAAUCAAUGUGCAAUGUAGAUAAUUCCAGGAUCAGAUCGCAUCCCCAGUUUGGCGAUCUUUGCCAGAGGACCACUGCUGCCUCCUGCUGCCCCAGCUGGACGCUGGGGAACUACAUCGCCAUUCUGAACAACAGAUCGUCCUGUCAGAAAAUAGUCGAGCGAGACGUUUCUCAUACCUUGAAGCUGCUUCGGACUUGUGCCAAACACUACCAAAAUGGCACUCUGGGACCAGACUGCUGGGACAUGGCAGCCAGAAGAAAGGACCAGCUCAAGUGCACCAAUGUGCCCCGCAAAUGUACCAAGUACAAUGCCGUGUACCAGAUCCUCCAUUACUUGGUGGACAAAGACUUUAUAACCCCAAAGACGGCUGACUAUGCCACACCAGCUUUAAAAUACAGCAUGCUCUUCUCUCCCACAGAGAAAGGGGAGAGCAUGAUGAACAUUUACUUGGACAACUUUGAAAACUGGAACUCUUCUGACGGCGUGACCACCAUCACCGGGAUUGAGUUUGGUAUCAAACACAGUUUGUUUCAGGAUUAUCUUCUAAUGGAUACUGUGUAUCCUGCCAUAGCCAUUGUGAUUGUCCUUUUAGUCAUGUGUGUCUACACCAAGUCCAUGUUUAUCACGCUGAUGACAAUGUUUGCAAUAAUCAGUUCUUUGAUUGUUUCCUAUUUUCUCUAUCGUGUAGUAUUUCACUUCGAAUUCUUUCCUUUUAUGAACCUCACUGCCCUCAUUAUUUUGGUUGGAAUUGGAGCGGAUGAUGCUUUUGUCCUGUGCGAUGUUUGGAACUACACCAAAUUUGAUAAGCCUCAUGCGGAAACCUCAGAAACAGUAAGCAUCACCUUGCAGCACGCUGCCCUCUCCAUGUUUGUCACCAGUUUUACCACUGCUGCUGCCUUUUACGCUAACUAUGUUAGCAACAUUACCGCAAUCAGAUGCUUUGGGGUGUAUGCGGGGACAGCUAUAUUGGUGAAUUAUGUUUUGAUGGUCACGUGGCUUCCAGCAGUUGUUGUGCUGCAUGAACGAUAUCUUCUUAAUAUAUUCACUUGCUUCAGAAAGCCCCAGCAGCAAGUAUAUGGCAACAAAAGCUGCUGGACCGUGGCUUGCCAGAAGUGCCACAAAGUACUCUUUGCCAUUUCAGAAGCAUCUCGAAUUUUUUUUGAAAAGGUGUUGCCAUGCAUUGUCAUUAAGUUUCGCUACCUUUGGCUGUUUGGGUUCCUUGCCUUAACUGUAGGUGGGGCCUACAUUGUAUGUAUAAAUCCAAAGAUGAAACUGCCCUCACUGGAGUUAUCCGAGUUCCAGGUAUUCAGGUCGUCUCAUCCUUUUGAGCGUUACGAUGCUGAAUACAAAAAACUUUUCAUGUUUGAACGUGUCCACCAUGGCGAGGAGCUCCACAUGCCCAUCACAGUCAUCUGGGGCGUGUCCCCAGAAGACAACGGCAAUCCACUAAAUCCCAAGAACAAAGGGAAGCUGACGUUAGACAGCAGCUUUAACAUCGCCAGCCCCGCUUCCCAGGCCUGGAUUUUGCACUUCUGUCAAAAACUGAGAAACCAAACAUUCUUUUACCAGACUGAUGAACAGGACUUCACCAGCUGCUUCAUUGAGACAUUCAAACAGUGGAUGGAGAACCAGGACUGUGAUGAGCCUGCCCUGUACCCAUGCUGCAGCCACUGGAGCUUCCCCUAUAAGCAAGAGAUUUUUGAACUGUGCAUCAAGAGAGCUAUCAUGGAGCUGGAAAGGAGUACAGGGUACCAUUUGUAUAAGAAAACCCCAGGGCCAAGGUUUGAUAUCAAUGAUACUAUCAGGGCAGUGGUGUUAGAGUUCCAGAGUACCUACCUCUUCACACUGGCUUAUGAAAAGAUGCAUCAGUUUUAUAAAGAGGUGGACUCAUGGAUAUCCAAUGAGCUGAGUUCAGCCCCUGAAGGCCUCAGCAAUGGUUGGUUUGUCAGCAAUCUGGAGUUUUAUGACCUCCAGGAUAGCCUCUCCGAUGGCACCCUCAUUGCCAUGGGGCUGUCAGUUGCUGUUGCAUUUAGCGUGAUGCUGCUGACAACUUGGAACAUCAUCAUAAGCCUUUAUGCCAUCAUUUCGAUUGCUGGAACGAUCUUUGUCACUGUCGGUUCUCUUGUCCUGCUGGGUUGGGAGCUAAACGUGUUGGAAUCUGUCACUAUUUCAGUUGCCGUUGGCUUGUCUGUAGACUUCGCCGUCCAUUAUGGGGUUGCCUACCGCCUGGCUCCCGAUCCCGACCGAGAAGGCAAGGUGAUCUUCUCUCUGAGCCGCAUGGGCUCUGCCAUUGCCAUGGCUGCCCUGACCACCUUCGUGGCUGGGGCCAUGAUGAUGCCCUCCACCGUUCUAGCUUACACCCAGCUAGGCACUUUCAUGAUGCUCAUCAUGUGCAUCAGCUGGGCCUUUGCCACCUUCUUCUUCCAGUGCAUGUGUCGGUGCCUCGGACCGCAGGGUACCUGUGGUCAAAUUCCUUUACCUAGAAAACUACAGUGCAGUGCCUUUUCCCAUGCCUUGUCUACAAGUCCUAGUGACAAGGGACAGAGCAAAACACAUACCAUGAAUGCUUAUCAUUUAGAUCCCAGGGGCCCAAAAUCAGAAUUGGAGCAUGAGUUUUAUGAAUUAGAACCUCUGGCUUCCCACAGCUCCACUGCCUCUGAGAAGACCACUUAUGAAGAAACCCACAUCUGCUCUGAAUUUUUCAACAGCCAAGCAAAGAAUUUAGGGAUGCCUGUGCACGCAGCUUACAACAGUGAACUCAGCAAAAGCACCAAAAAUGACCCUGGCUCUGCCUUGCUGCAGCCCUCUCUUGAACAGCACACCAUGUGUCACUUCUUCUCUCUGAAUCAGAGAUGUAGCUGCCCAAAUGCCUACAAAUGCUUGAAAUAUGGCCCACACUCUUGGCAGCAGAUGGGAGACUGCUUGUGCCACCAGUGUGCUCCUACCGCUAGCAGCUUUGUCCAGCUCCAGAAUGGUGUGGCACCUCUGAAGGUCACACACCAAGCCGCCGAGGGCUUUGUGCACCCCCUCACGCACAUCCACCCCUGUCCCUGCCUGCAGGGCAGAGUAAAGCCAGCUGGGAUGCAGAAUUCUCUGCCUACGAAUAUUUUCCUCCACCCAGCGCAGCAAAUUCAGGCCCAAGAAAAAAUUGGCAAGACCAAUGUACACAGUUUUCAGAGCAUAGAAGAGCAUCUUCCAAAGAUGGCAGUGCCAUCGUCAUUUGUCUGCGGAAGCACUGGAUCAUUACUCAAAACAUGUUGCGACCCCGAGAAUAAACAAAGGGAACACUGUGAAAAUAGAGAUGUGGAAAAUAGGGAGAGCGGUGGAGAGACAGAAAACAAGCCAGGAGGGAAAGUGGAGCUGAGCUUGUUGCAGACGGAUGCAAGUGUGAACUCAGAACAUUUAAAUCAGAAUGAACCAAAAGUCAUAUUUAAUCCUUUAAUGGGGGAGGCUGGUUGUAGGUCCUGCCCAAACAAUUCACAAAGUUGUGGCAGAAUUGUGAGAAUGAAGUGCAAUUCUGUGGACUGUCAAAUGCCAAACAUUGAAGCCAAUGUGCCCGCUGUAUUAACACACUCAGAACUUUCUGGUGAAAGUUUGUUAAUAAAAACACUAUAAUAAAUACAGCAUUCAGUUCAGAACCAGUGCCUCAAUUAUUCUUUUUAAAUGGAAGUAAAAGCCAGAGGCUUAGAAAAGAAGCCCAAAAAUACAGCAACAAGCGUGUUUCACGCUAACCGUUAUAUAAUAUUUUUAUAUUUUGUAGGAACAAACGAACUUGCAAAUCUGCUGAGUGCAUUAGGUUGUCAGAUUGGAUGAUGAUUGGAUUUUAUAUUUUCAAAAAGUAUUGUUGUUUUUUACGUUUAUGCCCAGCUUGAAAAAUACUUGUCUCUCUUUCUACCCUCCCACUGCUGCAGAGAUUUAAAGUUUGAAUUACCUAGACAUUUCAGUUCUCCCUGGCCACCGUAUUCACCUGAUGUACUCAUUCUAGAGUAUUUGGUGGGCAGUAAUCAGGACUUUUGAUUGCUCAGCAUGAAUACUAGGAAUUGCUCUAAUUUUAAUAGAGCCACUUCAGUUGGGAUUCAAGAACUAAAAAACAUUAAAAUUUACAUUUUUGGUGAAGCCUCAUGUAAAAAAUCAAUUGCCAAGCACCUUAACGCAUCCCAUGUGCCUGCUUCAGUAGACUUCACAUGAAGCCAAGAGCACACUUACAUCCACAUCAGUGCUUUUCCACUUUAGCCGAAAUGUACAGUUGUUCAGUUAUUAGAGCUGCUAACUCAGGAGCCACGAGCAUCAUCUGUAUCAGGCCACAAUUAUGUUAGAGGCACAGAAGGAAAGGCAUGAAUGAAGAGAUGUGAUCAUGCAAAAUAGUGCUAUUCUUUACAAGAUACAUUGCAUGGUGACAAAGAUAGAUCCAGGUCACGUGAGCAUUCAGAGCAAGGAAACGUAUGAAGUUUUACUUCCAACUCUGCCCCUAAGGGGCCAUGUUUAGAAGGCUUCUUUCUCCUUUGUUAAAGAGUGUCUCAAGACACGUGAGGAUUAUUUUCUUAUGCAGCUAACACCUGGAAAUGCUAAGCCUUCAGGCAGCAUCUUAAAUGACACUUGGGUAUCUCAUGUUAGAUCAGUCUACAGUAAUUGAGCCUUUGGAUCAUGCUUUCUGGAUAAUGCUUCAGAUGGCGGUCCUCAUCACAGGGUGUCAUCUGAUCCUUUGUGCAUUCCAGCCCCGUCCUGGAAGUAUUCCUCUGCAUUCCGCUUCCCUCUGGAAUUCUACCUCCAAUUUGGUCCUCCGAAGGAAACAGUGGAAAUAUUUGUAAAUACAAUGUUCCCUCCAAAAGUUAUACUUGUUAUUUUCUAAGAAUAGUUUUCCAAAUGAGAUCUGCAUAUUAUUCUAGGGCCUGAAGAAAAGCUGUCAGAAGCAGGAAGGGAGCUUAUGGGUCAUUGACUUCAGCACACAUCCACUAAACCUCAUUCUUCUUAAGUAACUUUCCAGCUUUUGCUUCAGUGACCAGUAAGUAGCUUCCUACACGUCUACGUUGGUUGAACCAGAAUCUGUUGUCCUGUAGUUUUUCUGCCAGUUUGUCCUCAUUCUGUUCUCUCAAGUGAAAACAAACAUCUCUAAUCUUUCUGCCACAUGGUAUCCUUCAGAUACUUGAAAACAGUAAUCAUGUCCUCCCACUAACAUUUGCAGUUCACAGAAUUGUUCUUCUCGUGAACACAGAUGGAGCUUCUAUGCCCUGUGCAGUUGCAGUACCCAAACAGACUCUGAUUACAUCGCAAGGAGGAGGACCAGCCGCAGGAGUCUGCAUGGCACUCCCACUAGUUCACAUAGAGAUGGAAGUAACUUUUGCUCAAGUAUUACAGCUAACUCUGAGGCAGCGUACAGGGAACUAACCCUCACACAUGUUAUGUUUCUCACAUGUUUGUUGCUAAGCUGCCUCUUCAAACCAGUUAAUUUUUUUACCACUGACAUUCAGGAGCUUGUGUCCAUUCCCAUCGCACUUAAUUCUGUUAGAUAAAUAAAGGGACAUAUGGAGGAGAAGGAACAGUUGAAAACAGGACUCACAAUACCCAACACUAGAGUCUUUGUUUUCCCUCUGAAAUGUGUAACCAUAAAGUUACGUGAAAAUUUAGUGGCCCAAAAGCACUUUUUUGUUGGGCACACACACAGAUUGAAUUUAAAGGCAAUGAAAAAAAAUGCCGAUUUCUUUACGGAUGAUCUAACCUGAAGACUUUCAGGUAAGCUAAGUGUCGUAUGAGAUGAAAAUGAAGAUUAGAGGGAGGAGGGGGAGCAUCCUAUGUCUCCUUCCUGGGUUCCAUCAGGGAGGCAUGGCUACUGUGCACAGCGCCUGCUCUGGCUCCAGGGACCUGGAGGGGCCUUCCCCCUCCCCCAGCCCCCACCUCUGAUUACCCUGAAACUUGAAUGCAGCAGUGAACCCUUUUCACAUUUAUUUCAUCUCCAGAUUUGGGACUUUGAAUUGACUAUGUUUUUCGCAAAUGGAUUUCCUUUUUAAAAAAUUAUUUAUUUGCUAGGGCUAGAAAGUUUUAAAUUUUUCUUUUUUUAUUUUUAGCUCAUUACUGGGCAGCAAAGGGUCACUAUUUCUAGUACCGUUUCACAAAAAAUUUCAUCCAGUCUUCUAGGUAAUUUGCAAAGCAGAUACUUAGGGAAAAGAGCUCUUUCCUGUCUGUGAAAUACUUGUAACUUGGAAACUAUUUGAUUAUGGAAAGAAUUCACAGACUGUCUGUUACUACAGCAGAGCACAUCUUUGAGGUUUGAGUCCAAGUUAUCAAAUUUGUUCCUGACUUCCCCCUUCAAGGUUACUUUUUAAAUCCCUAUUUUAUUGAAAAGUGGAAUAGGCCAAGAGCAAGACAUUUUUCACAGAGACAAGCUGUUUUUGAAAUAACUACACAGCUUCAUGUGUGUAUUCAUUUCUUGUGUAUAAUUGCUGUAAAAUGCACAUCCGUCUAGAACAGCAUUCUUUAAAGGUAUGCUAAGCUGCUAUUAAAUGUUAUUGUAGUAAUCUAUGCCCCAGCUUCAAUCAUUCUAAAUUUUUAAACUUUUGCAUGGGGUGAUGUGAAGAGUAGUUUACAAAUGUGAUCUUACAGGAGAUUAGGAAAUGUUCCCACUUCUCAUUGUCUCACAUAGAAACCAUCUUUCUGCCAGCAGUUAGGAUAGUUUCUGAAUGAAAUAUCAGGAAACAGUGUCUUUGAAAACAGCUGCAUCUUUUCACUUUAAUUAGGAGAGUCAUUUU